CGAAAGCCCGUUUCGGGCCGGUGGCGACAGGUCUGUGGGCUCAAGUGGUCUCCAUCAGGACGACAAUUGGCGAGUGGAGGCAACGAUAAUGUUAUUCACAUAUGGGACAGGUCUAUGGUCUCUACAAAUUCACCGACCCAUUGGCUUCACAGGUUUGAGGAGCAUAGAGCUGUUGUGAAGGCACUAGCAUGGUGUCCCUUCCAGGUGAAUCUACUAGCUUCUGGUGGAGGUGGGGGUGAUCACUGCAUUAAGUUCUGGAACGCCCAUACAGGGGCUUGCUUGAACUCUGUUGACACAGGCUCGCAGGUGUGCGCUUUGCUAUGGAACAAGAAUGAGCAUGAGUUGCUUAGCUCGCAUGGUUUCACCCACAACCAGCUCUCUCUUUGGAAAUACCCUUCAAUGGUGAAGAUGGCAGAGCUCAAGGGCCAUACCUCCAGGGUGUUGUUCAUGGCGCAAAGUCCAGAUGGGUGUACUAUGGCCCCUACAGCAGGGGAUGAGACGCUGAGAUUUUCGAAUGUUUUUGGAACGCCACAAGCUUCCAAACUAGCGCCUAAAGCUGACACUAAGCCCUUUGCUCAUACGAACCGUAUUCGUUGAAUAUGCAUGUAGAAUUUCUGCGAGCCCGAGACUGUGAGUUGUGCAGAUAUUCUAGACAUUGUAUUAAUUUUUUUUAUUUUUUAACUUUCAAUAUUACCUUGAGCAUUUUUUUGUA
Cajanus cajan (pigeon pea) is the source of this 712-nucleotide messenger RNA. NCBI's taxonomy places the organism in Eukaryota, Viridiplantae, Streptophyta, Magnoliopsida, Fabales, Fabaceae. The record is from RefSeq and is a predicted model, not a curated record.